CCACCCCACUACCUCCUUAUAAAAACAGACAACUCUCAUUCUACAAAACCUUCCCAAAAAAAAAACACACAACACACACUAACAUUAACCAAUAAACACACACUUAGAUAUAGAUACAUACAUAGACAUAUACAUACAUAUAUACAUACAAAGAAUAUGGGAAAUUGCAUAAGGAAAGAAUCAGCCAUGCAAUGGGGCGGCGAAGACUGGGGUUCAUUCAACUCCUCCGGCGGCGAUCAAAAUAUCAAAACUCGUGGAAACGAGAAACACGAUAUUUUCAACUACUCCUUAGAAGAGAAAACGGGUCUACUUCUCGGAGGAGAAACGAGAUCAUCACGUGGUGGGGUUUUAUCCUCUGUUACGCAUCAUCAGGUGAAGCUCAAAAUCUCGAAGAAAGAAUUGGAGCAUCUUCUGAAGAAAGCUGACGUUGUAGGGCUACCGUUGGAUGAAGUUUUCGCCCAGCUGAUGUACGGCGGUGAUUGCCUCCUCCGGCCGGACCAUCAACCGCCGCCGUGGAGCCCCGCCCUGCAGAGUAUACCUGAAUAAUUCCUAGAUGCAGCAGAUUUUUUUUAAUUUUAUUUCCUCUGUAAAUUAAAGUUUGUUUUAAUUAUGUUCCUUUGUCUGAUUUUUUAGAUUUUAGGAGCAUUAUAAUUAAUUAUUUAUAUUUAUAAUUUACUUAUUGUUUCUUUCUUUUUUCAUGUAUAGUUGAUUAAAGAGUAAACUGCAAAAAGUACCCCUGUGUAAUCUCUAAAUAGCGAAAACCUCCCUAUGAUAAAUAAACUAGCAAAAACCCCCCUGUGAAAUUAUUUAAAUAGCACACUCGGCCCAUUUAUCAUAUGAGUGUUGACUUCAUAU
Erythranthe guttata (spotted monkey flower) is the source of this 855-nucleotide messenger RNA. RefSeq lists its product as uncharacterized. The record is from RefSeq and is a predicted model, not a curated record. NCBI's taxonomy places the organism in Eukaryota, Viridiplantae, Streptophyta, Magnoliopsida, Lamiales, Phrymaceae.